AAUUACACGCUGGAGCUCUAGAAGAAAAAGACGCCCUUUCCGUCCUAACUCUUGGACCGGGCGCUAGCUUCCCGAUUUUGCUGAACCUUAUAUGAAACCUACGUUUAAUACUUAGCUGAGCAGGUGCAACGCCUGCGGAGCGGGGCAUUUGCGAACCAACUGUUCACGCGGAGUGCGCGGCUGGAGCGCCUUUGCCGCGCGUUGGCGUCGUGGCAUGAAGAAGAGGAGAUGCAGUAGCCUGAUGGCAGGCCGGCGCGCUGUGGUUGCCAACACUGCGCUGCUUGUGGCGGUGCUGGCCUUCUGUGCGCUUGGAGGCGCACAGGCCGCGUGUCGCGUACGGUUAGAGCUGGACGGGGCCGCCUCUCCGGUCGUGCUUACCGGCACAAACGCGCUCUCGCGCGUGGGCAGCACCUCUACCCCGCUCUCCUCUGACUCCAAGUUUGAGGCGAACGUACCACGAGCCUGGACGGGGUCCUUGUACGCGUAUGCGGCGUUGCUGGCCGCCUGCCCCACCGACCGCGCGGGCUGGGUUACCGCAUGGCCCCAGUUCGUGCUGACCUCCGCGACAUCACCCAGCACGUACAGCCCGCCCCUGCAGCUCUGGCCGGCGCUGCAUACUGGGAAGACGGCGGUGGCCGGCCUGGGCGGUGCGCCCACGUACGACUACAACAUCUCGGACUUUCGAGUUGACAUGCGUGUGGAGGCUGUGGCCGGGCCUGCGUCCGCGCCCGUGCCAAGCGAGGGUUGGGUAAACUUCACUGCGGGCCCGGUGCGGACCACGCUCGUGAAUGGCUGGAUCAGCAGCAGGAACAGCGUCACCGGCGACCGCUAUGACAACCUGGCGAACUACACCUGCAACAUCACGUCGGCACCGCUGGGGCUGGAUGUGCGGUCGGAGGGUGGCCGCAACACGCUGUACGUGCAGUUUCCGUCCUUGCCUAUCCUGUUCCAGGCUGUGUCACAAAUUAUUGUGUUCAGCAGCCCCUACAACUCGUUCGCCAACUUGACCAUUGACGGCCGCAUCACCGCCAAGGCGCUGCUGGAUUGCCCCACCUAUUGCGGCGACUAUGGCAGCUGCGUGCCGGGCAGCGGCAGCAGCUCCGUAUGCUCGUGCGACUGCGGCUGGACAGUCUCGAGCAGCGGCACACAGUGCAUUGUCCCCUGGGGCUUCUGCCCCAAGCCGGGCGCUAAUGCCACCAGCGGGAGCGCGGCGAUCGUGUCUUCGCCCUCGCCCUCGCUCGUAACCAGCCCGUCGCCAGCGCCCACUUGCGUUCCGGCCAACAGCAGCAUCGGCAGUGGCGCGGGCGGCAGCGCCAACCUCCGGUCUGUGUCGCCUGUGAACGGCGCGUGCCCGCUCGGCUUUGACUGGGAUCCCUUCGGCGUCCUGUGCAACUCCUGCCCCGCGGGCUUCAGUGGCAGCGGCUGCGCCACAUGCAAUUCGGACGCGGCGUGCAAGGCCGCCUCCAAUUCCUCCACCGCUACCUGUUCGCUGAGCCCGGUGUACCGGCCACGCACCCUGAGCAAGGUGUACGCUUGCGACAUCCUGGACGCCACGGUCAGCGGCAUCCUGGGCUCCACCAUCGACUUCACGUGCAACACCACCCGCCCGGCGGCAGGCUCCGACAUCUCCGCUGCCACGGCGUCUGUGGAUGCUGGCCGCCUGACCACCGACACGCCUGUGGGCACCACGCCUUCCUGCAGCCUCAGGUUCCGGCUGUCGGGCAUGCCGCGUGAUGCCGCCGUCAUCUGUACCGGCUGGGCCUGCGAGUUCACCGUCAACACCACGCGCGCCUACUGCCCGCUCAUUCGCUGCGAGUGCCCCAAGGGCUGCUCCAACGCCGAGGGCACCAUCACUGAGGCGACGUUCAAGAACCUCAACAGCGCCGUCAGUAUUGCGUGUGGUGCGGACGCGGGGAUGGAGUCCACCUCCUCUCUUGACGGCACUACGGGCUGCAAGCUCGAGCUGACGGGCCUGCCCAUCACAGCCAUCCCCACAAGCUGCAAGACCGCCGAGUGCAUUGACCCGGUCAACGGGGUAAUUACUGUGACGUUAGAGGCGGAGGAGUCGCAGCCCCCAUUGGCGGUGGCGCCUAUCAUCGCCUGGGUGCCCAGCAUGGUCUUGGCGCUGGUGGCGCUGACUGCAGGGCUCGCGGUCGCCGCCUUCGUACGCGCCUCCGCACCCGCCGGCGUCCAUUUGGCCGCUGGGCCGCAAGCGGCUGGCGCGGCGUCAGCCGGCCCCGUUGCGGAGGGCGCGGAGCAGCAGGCGGCCAGCGCGGACCCCGCAGCCGAGAGCGCCUCGGCGCCGGCGGACGUGGAGGCAGGCAGCUCACAACACCGUAACGGGGUGGACCCCCCCGUGCUGCCGGCAAUGCUGCCAUCGGUCCUACCCGCGCUCAAGACUAGCCCUAGCCAGCAGCAACAGCAACCCCAGCAGCAGCUGCUCCCGGGGCAGCUGGUGACCCCGGCGUGCGGCACGCCCCGGCGAGACGCAGCCGGGUCUGUGUCGGAGUUGCAUGAGCACGCCCCGCACGGCCACAGCCCCGCAGGCGACCAAACGGGCAGCAGCAGCGUGGGUAACAGUGCCAGCAGCAAGCUGACUGGCAGCACUGCCGGCGGCGUGGGCCGCGCGCUGGUGGCGCUGCCGACGGGGGCUGAGUCGAGCGCUAAGGAGACGCGGGCAGUUACGGGUGGAGCUCAAGACGUCAGCAGCGAGCCGGCAUCAACAACGCGGGCGGUCGCGGGCGAUUAUGUACUGGUAAAGGAGCUCAGCUGGCACGGUUUGACGGUGGCGACGCAGCCGCAACGCUCCUGGCUGCGGCCCUGGCACGUGCGGCCCUCGGUGACGCUUUUGGAGAACGUGUCAGGCCGCGCCGUGGCCGGCGAGGUGCUGGGCAUCCUGGGCCCCAGCGGCAGCGGCAAGACCACGUUGCUGAGCACGCUUGCAGGGCUGGUAGGUCCGGGCCUGCACUGGCGCGUGGGCGGCUGCGUGGCGCUGGACGGGCGGCGCGUGGCGGCGGCGCGGCACCUGGCGGCGCUGGUGGGGCACGUGCCGCAGCACGACCUGUUGGCGCGCUCGCUCACCGUGGCGGAGUGCGUGGCAGCCAGUGCUGUGCUGCGCAUGAGCAGCGGCGAGGUGGCCAUGGGGCGGCGGCACAUGGAGGCUCGCAUCCAGGAGGUGCUUGCGGAGCUGGGCAUACAGCACCUGGCCACCCGCGUCGUCUGGCACGGCGGAGGCGGCAUGACGCUCACCGGCGGCGGCGGCAGCGGGGGCGGCGGCGGCGGCACGCUGUCCGGCGGCGAGCGGCUGCGCGUGGCCGCCGCGCUGGAGCUGGUGACAGACCCGCCGCUGCUGCUGCUGGAUGAGCCGCUGUCCGGCCUGGACUCAGCGACGGCGCGCGCCACCAUGGCGGUACUGCACGGCGUGGCGGCGGGCGGCGUCGCCGGCGGCGGCGGCAUGGCUGGCGGCGGCGGCAGGUCGCGCGCGCCACGCGUGGUGGUCAUGUCGCUACACCAGCCGUCAGAGGCGCUGUUCGCGGCGCUGGACAGUGUGCUGCUCAUGGCGGCGGGGCGCGUGGCUUACUUUGGGCCGCCGGGCGGCGCGGCGGCGGCGCUGUCGGCGGCCGGCGUGCCGCUGCCGCCGCCGGGUCUGCCGCUGGCGGACCACCUGCUGGACCUGGUGGUGCCGGGCGAGCACCAGAAGCCCUGGGGCCUGGGCGACAGCGAGGUGCGGCGGCGCUUGCAGGAACACUGGGGCUCCAGCGCAGUGGCACAGGGCCUGGCGGCGGCUGCGCCGCCGCCUACGGCGCUGGCGCGCUCCGCGCGCGGCGGCGCCGAUGCUGCCGCGGGCGAGGGUGCGGGCGAGGGUGACUAUGUGCGGCGGCUGCUGCGUGAGCGCGCCGGCGGCAGCGGCUUCGGCGCCAGCGCGCGGCGGUUGUGGCUGGAGCUGGGCGUGCUGACGUGGCGCGCGGGGCUGGACGCGCUGCGCAACCCGUCCAUGCUGCUGCUGCACCUGGUGGUGACUGGCAGCAUUGGGCUGGUGGUGGGCGGCGUGUUCGCGGACACCGACUUGAACGUGUCGGGCGCCCAGAACCGUGUGGGCGCCAUCUUCUUCGCGGUGAUGCUGCUGGCGUGCUUCGCCACCAGCGCCGUAGACGGCGUGUUCCCGGAGCGCGCCAUCGUUGACCGGGACCUGCUGCGCCGCUCAUACGGCAUCACGCCGUACCUGGCCUCCCGCCUGGUGCUGGAUGGUGUGCUGCUGCGCGCGCUGCCGGCCUGGUGCUUUGGCCUUCCAUUCUACUUCCUGAUGGGGCUGCGAGACCAGGCCGCCGCGUUCUUCACCUUCAUGGGCACCUUCGUCACCAUGUCCUGCCUGUCAGGCGCCACUUGCAUCGGCCUGAGCUUCAUGCUGUCGUCGCCCGGAAAGACCGUGCUGGUCAUGAACCUGCUGCUGCUGGUGUGCGCGCUGUUUUCCGGCUUCCUCGCCAACAAGGACAGCAUCGUGCCCUGGCUGCGCUGGCUGGUGUACGUCAGCCCCAUCCGCUUCUCGUGGGAGGCUCUGGUCAUCAACGAGCUGUCGCCGCUGGUGCUCAACUUCUCCUCGCCGGACCUGCCUCAGGGCCUGCCCGCCGUCAAGGGCACGCUGUUCUUGUCGCUGUUGGGUGUGAACAGCGACAUGCUCAACACCGACCUCAUAGUGCUGGGCUGCAUCUACGCCAUCAUUGUGCUCAUCGCCUUUGCAGCGGCGGGCCUGCGCCUGGUGAACCUGCGCGGCAGCUGGAAAUGAACCCAACUCAAGUCCUGAAGCGGGCAUAGGCAACAUAUCUAGAAGAUUGCGUUUUGGGGUUUUAAAGGGCGCAGGGGGUUGCUAGCUAGUCUCAAUAUAGCUAGUCGCUAUCCCAAUUUAUGUUCAAGCCGUUGCACCAUGCGGGUGGUACCCUUCACUCUCCCCGAGCCAUUUCUUUCACAGUCGUAUGUCCGGUCUUCAGGUGCGAGCUGGGAUUGCCCCCUCGUGCCGGGGUGACUUACUUUCGUGGGUUAGUCCUGUGCCAUGCGGCGUAGUGGGCUGGAUUCCCAGUUGCCGAAGUACUAUUUGCAUAGGGUACUGCUCCGGGUGCAUUUGCAGGCUGGGUUGCACAUGUGCGAAGGGGAUGCGGCCACCCAAUGUCAAGCAGUGCGGUGCAAAUUGCACCUGAACAGUACCCGAAUGUGUGAUUGGAACCUUGGCGAAACAAACCGAGUCUGCAUGCAUGGGGGUGUUGGGCAAGUGUUGGGGUGUCUGCUGCCGACAGCGGCAUUGGAGUGAGGGAUUAGGCGUUGCCUGAUGAUGACACGUUUAAUGCGUGAGUGUGUCGUCGGUGCACCUGGUCUAUUGAGGGGGACAGGAAGGUUUGUGUUAACUCACAUAUCUUGUCCUGCUUGUGAAAGUAAGGAGGGUGCGGAACCUUUACUCCUGCCUUAGUAUCACCUGUCCGGGGCUGAACGGUGCUGUACGCGCUCGCCAGGUUGAAGCCAUGUUCGGGGCAAGAAUGUGUCAUCGGUGUCGCAGUGUUAGUCUUAAAAGCAUUCUCGAUAAUGGGUGCACCUGGUCAUUCAGAAGGAUGGGAACCAGGGGAGGGUUGUUUUCGCGCACUGUGGGCUUGAUUGUGAGCCAGAAACCGAAACCAACGUGGCGACGGACUUGAAGCUCUGCAGGGAGGGGGUACACAAGGCAGCAGUGCUGCAGAAGGGGCCCUUUUGUCCACUUAAUCCAUUGCUUUAUCCUGACCACCAAGGGUUGGGCAGGGGGCUGAAGGCGGGGAAAGGGCGCUGACGGGGGGGGCUGACACAGGCGGGCGGGGACUGGCGGGGAAAUGGGGCCGCAGUGUGUCUCCAUCCCGCUUUUAUUGACGAGUGUUGCGUAACUAAUGCGGGCGCGGCAUAGGGGCGCGGCAUAGGGGCGCGGCAUAUCUACACCGAAAACGACCUGCCAUGCGCGCUACACCUACACAGUGCCAACGGAGCCACGUAUAAGUCCAUGAAGUGCUGUUGAAAGUGUCAGGCACUUGAUCCUCAUUUGAGUCUC
This is a messenger RNA of Chlamydomonas reinhardtii, 6061 nucleotides long. RefSeq lists its product as uncharacterized. The coding region runs from base 215 to 4783 and encodes 1522 amino acids. The transcript has 19 exons. The record is from RefSeq and is a predicted model, not a curated record. NCBI's taxonomy places the organism in Eukaryota, Viridiplantae, Chlorophyta, Chlorophyceae, Chlamydomonadales, Chlamydomonadaceae. Gene Ontology annotation, molecular function: ATP hydrolysis activity; ABC-type transporter activity; ATP binding. Gene Ontology annotation, cellular component: membrane.